AUGUCAGAAAAUUCAAAUAUACCAUCGAACAAUUUUAACACUUUAAAUGAAAGAGACGGUAAUUCUGACGCCCAAGAGCUCCAUUAUAGCGACCAUAGCCAUUCAAGGAUUAAAUAUCUCGGUGCUUUUUCAAGGCGCAAUGCCGAGGAUUGUGCGGAAGACGAAGUUAACACCAGCGAAUCCGACUCGUUGGAAGAACCAACUGGAAGUGAUGGAGGGGGCGGCACUUUUGGGGAGGAGUUUGACGUACCCUAUGAUGAAGGCUGGGCUUGGAUGAUCUCCCUUAGCUGUUUCAUUUUGUUUUUCGUCUACUUUGCAUACGAGCAGUUGAUUUCUGUUUUAUUGCUGGAAAUCUCGGAGACUCUAGACACUACAGUCCCUGUCAUCUCGGCCACGUUUUCUGUUGGAAGUUUCCUCUACUGUGUAGCUACUCAACUCUCGGCCAAUUUCUUUCUACUCCACUUCUCAAAUAGAUGCGUGGAAACAUGCGCCGCUGUUCUCAACGUCGGGGCGUCGCUCUUCUUUGUCGUCAGCCAAAAUUUGACCUCGUUUUUAAUCGCACACUUUAUCAAAAGUAUAGCAAAGGGACUGACUCUAAUUGCUACAAUAACAUUGAUUGGAUUCUACUUCAAACGACGGAGAGCUCUAGCUAUUGCUUUUGGUCUCACUGGGGGCAGUCUCGGCAUCGUAGCUGUCCCUCCCUUGGUGCGUUAUCUGCGGGAGAACUACGGGUUCCGUGGGAGCUUCUUGUUGAUAGCCGGCCUUGAGAUGCAUGGUAUCCUGGCAACCCUUCUUCUUAGACCUCUGAGCAGUUACCGGAAAAAGAAAAUUGUAAUUUCCGAACAGAGCACGCCACAAGAAAAACAAAUUUUACUUCCGUUAUCUUGUCAAGAUACUGAAAACUCAGAAAAUACUCAACAAACAGAGAACAGCAUAAAAACACAAGAUUCCUCGAUCUUGUUGGAAUGCGAACAAAUUACUCACAUAAAAACAGCGGACCAAAUUUUUAAGAAAAAAUUAUAUUCUCACCCCGUAUUGACGUGCCCAAGUGUUAUUCUUCCGCCUGAUUGUAAAGGUGAUUAUGAAAUGAAAAUAAUCGACCAACCAAAAGAUAGUGCUUUACAACCAUUGACACCUUCGGUGAUUGAAACAAAGUUUGAUAGGCCGGGGUAUAUCAGCGAAGUCCCAAAAAUACAGCCUCAAACCUAUGUUGAUAGUAAACAUAUAGAAGUAAGUGAAUGUUCAGAUAUGUUAAAAACAGAUGUUGCACCAUUCGAGAUUGAGAAAGAAAAGCUGGGCUGUCGACCUAAUGAAUCGGGAAAUUCUAACACCAAUUACGAUUCAUGUGUAAUGAAAACAGAAGUAAAUGAAACAUCUCACAAUAGUAGUACAGUAAUCUCAAUCUCUGAAAAUAAAAACGUUGUUUGCACAGAAGAAGUUCUGAAUGUUAAAGAAAUAUACACACCACCGCCAAUACAUGCGUCACUUUCUCCAAAGCACAACGAUUCCAUUUUAGAGCCACGUGUUGAGUUGACGCUGUAUAAAAUUUCACCCCAAACAGACAACACCAAAGCGAAGCAAGAAGUAAUUUCUGAAGAGCACACGUUUGAUAAUCUAAAUACAGAAAACAAACGUGUUUUCUUGUCAAGUGAAAAUUCAAACUUACAAAUACGUAGCCACAACAGUUGUUUGGUUAAAAAAUGGAAUUCGCAAAAUAAUUCAAACAAAAUAAAAAUAUCAAACCGAGAACUGGUUGAACUUCCUAUAAAACGUCUCCCUCACGGUACUUGGAGUUCCAGAGCGUCGUCUCUAGCAGACGAUCAGACGACUGAGACUGAACUUCAAAAGAGUCACAAAAAAUACAGUUGCUCGUGGCUACGGAUAAUCAUUGAUGUUUCCAUCAUCAAAAACUACCUGUGUAUACUCCUAUUUAUUAUCUAUAUUUGUUGUAAUGCUUGUAUUCUCUCCAUCAUGUACAUACCAUCUCUGGCAAUUCAGGCGGGCGUGACUCCACAAAAGGCAGCUUAUCUUCUUACCAUCGUUGGUGCCGCGGAUAUGUUUGGAAGAAUCAGUUCCGAAUUUGAACUGCUCAUUUUCUUUGCCGCCAUGCAAGGAUUUUUUUCCAGUAUAAACUCAAACUUAGACUCCAUUUUGAUUGUUGAUGUCAUGGGAAUAAAACAUUUAGCCAAAGUUCUAGCCAUGUGCAGUUUCUGUUUGAGCAUUUCACUCACUAUUCAGCAUCCUAUCCAGGGUGCUUUGAUUGCAUACACCGGAAACUUCGUGGCGACCUUUCAGUAUGUUGGUGUGCUAAAUAUAAUUGGGAGUGGUCUUCUCCUGUCAGUGCCAUUGGCCAGGAGGCUGCAGACGGCAAGAGAAGAGAGACAGCGUUUGAAAAAAGCUGCUCAAACAGACACAUCGACUUCUACAUAA
Messenger RNA from Physella acuta, 2430 nucleotides. RefSeq lists its product as uncharacterized. Gene Ontology annotation, molecular function: monocarboxylic acid transmembrane transporter activity. The record is from RefSeq and is a predicted model, not a curated record. Gene Ontology annotation, biological process: transmembrane transport; monocarboxylic acid transport. Lineage: Eukaryota; Metazoa; Mollusca; Gastropoda; Physidae.